Molecule: messenger RNA, 1425 nt
Organism: Cyprinodon variegatus (sheepshead minnow)
Lineage: Eukaryota; Metazoa; Chordata; Actinopteri; Cyprinodontiformes; Cyprinodontidae
Exons: 4
Coding region: 1-1110 (369 amino acids)
Source: RefSeq, a predicted model, not a curated record
AUGGUCACCAAACCCCACUGCAAUCGUGCAUGGACCCCCGAGACCCUCAUGACGUGCCCCGACACACAAAUGCACCCUUCCACACAGGGUAUAGUCCGCAACCACCCACAGAGCCCCCCGCACAACCCAACCACAAGAAAACAAUCCACGUGGGAUGACCACCCGCCCUGCACACCCCCAGCAACACCCACCACACAGAGCUUCCUCCGUCCCUCCACUACCUACAUCCAAAUGUCAGUGAUGUUUUCCCCAGCUUCCUUGUUAAGAGCACUGUGCUGUCUGCUGUUGAUGCCAGAAAAUCCUGUCAGGAUUGGUUCUGCUGAAGCAAAUGAUUUCUUGACCGAACCUCGAUCCAAGAGGAACGUUGAUCCAAAAUGGUAUCGACGUGACCCUGACUUUCAGUCCUACUACCGCCUCUACAACAGCAUAGGACACAUUGAGGGUCUUUAUGAGAUUGAUCGGAUCAGGAUGUUGUAUCAGCAGAUGCGUCACCUGGAGCUGACCAAUGGCCCAGACGCCUCCCACUACCAAAACAGAAUUGGUUUACUAACCAGCACUGAAGAACCACCUACAACAACUCAUCCCCCUGCACCUCCCACCACCCCGACUCCCACACCAGACCAACUUGAGGAGAUCUAUCUGUGCAACCCUAAGGACCCUCUGUGCAAACCUCAUGUUGUCUACCUGCCAACGGGAGCUGUCCCCAUACUGUGUGACCCCAGACUCAACCCCGCCUGCAGGGCUCAGAAAGAAAAGAGGAUUAAAGCUUCUGCUGCACCAAUGCCAGCUCCCCCUGCUCUUGGAAAGGUUUACCCACCUGCCCCUCCACCAGUCGCCAUGAGAGAGAUGGAGAAUGAGUGUGACCCGUACUGGGAUCCAGACUGUCUCAUCGACCAGCCUCCCGGUCCUGUACAGGAAGCUUCAUCACCAACAGCACCAUUAGAAGACAACCUUGAACCAGAUAAAGACACAACAGACGAAGGGACAGUCCAAUUUAUUACAAAUGUAGAUAAAAAGAAUAUCCCUUCUACUUAUUUUGACCCUUAUGAUUUCAAACGUGAUCUUUACGACCCAUUUCGCUAUGCUGAGACAGCUCCCACUCCACAGUAAAGACAACAGGAAACAAUGAUUAACUGGUCGACAACUAGACUGAAACUUGAGGUUACAGUUAGACAUUUUAACAAAUGAUUCCAAAUUUAAAAAACCAUACAGUAUCUGUACAAUGUGAUGGAGUAUGUCAUGAUUCUGUCCUCUGUGGAUUUGAUGAGAUUUUUGUGAGUUUUCAGUUACAGUUGAUUUGUCAUUCUGCAUUUAUUGCUUAUUUGCUUCUUUUCCAUUUUGUGUUCAUUUCUUUACUUCAUUCCUCAUGUAUGUUUCUCUCUGGCAUCUCCUAGUUUUAUGGUAACCUGUUUAUUAUUCCCGGAU